CCACAUUUGCAUAGGCGAUAAGCUUUGAGUUACACACCAUGAAGAGGACCUGAAUUAAAGACUAAAUCAGUCUAGAGUUGACUUUAAGGUCGGUUUUAACAUGGCAUUUAGAUUAAUCGUGCAUUUUGGGAGUAUUGCAUAAGAAGGGCAUUAUAUGCGCGCGACUGUCGCUGUCCGCGGUGCUGAACUGCAGUCUACAGGCAUCACUGCAGAAACAACUGAUCUAGGGUCAUUUUCUCUCGGCAAAACAUCAGCCCGUGCCAUUAUGAAAGCGACACAGCGUUGACCCAGAUCAGCAGUUAUGGGCACAUCAUUGCGACAGAUUGGGGCAAAUGCAAUGCAUCGUUACAUCGGCGUGGCGCGUGCUUGGUUUGGUUGUUAUUACUAUCCUCCUGCGGUUGUUUAUCGUUCAUCAGAUCAUCUGUCAUAAGUCACGCAGGGCUCCUCUAGUUUUGCAUUUCCACCGCGAGCACAAUGGCCGGCUCGUUUUUCCGCAAUGGUCUUCAGGAAAGUCGCCGCUACGUCACGCCCCUGUGCCCAUUUUUGGAGGGGCGCCCCGUCACAUCCCUUGCCCAUAUCUGGGCAAGAGCCGUCCAGAGUCAGCACACGGCGGGGAAUCCUCCAGUCGACGUAGAUGAGCGGUGGGCGGAGCUCCGGUCGAGCCGAACAGUAUAAAAGGGGAACGAGGAAUUCCAGUAAACGAAUCGACGGAGACCAGAAACCGACGCUAAAGAAGCUCAGCUUGACAAGGGAAUCCCAAAGCAUUACCGUGCCAUUCGGAAAUAAUCCCAAAGACAUUUCGUGUGGACUUUAGGUACAUAUAUAUCUUUUUGCAUCAUGCUGAACACCGUGGACUUCAGUGCGCUGGACUUCCUCUGCGCCCAAACCCAGAGUCUCGAGACCCAAUCUAGCCCUCAGAGUCAACCUGAUGCUGCUCGCGGACUGUUGAAGCCCAAAUUGGAGCCGCUGGAUGCCGGUUUUCCCGAGUGCUCCAGUGACGGCUUCCCGCCGUCUCCACCGACCUACACCGGCAGUUUCUACACCGAGACCGGCCCUUGUAGCGCGGACGCCCUGCUCAGCCUCCUCGCCGAAAUCGUCGGCAUCUCCGCGGCACCCAUUUCCGAGCUGAGCGCCGAAAACUUCUCCGGAAACUCUCGCGGCAACGCGUUGUCACGCCAGGAGUCGUUGUUAUCCACGGGGGGCUCAUUGGGUUCCCCGGAACCGUACUGCAACGACUCGUCGGAUGAAUGUAUGGACGGGUUGAGUGUCCAACAGUCGUUCCCGGUGACCGUCAAGAGCGAGUUCGGCGGCAGUUGCCAUGGCUGCGAUCUUUUCGAUGGGUUCGGUACUCCAGAUUCACUCCCUCACGAGCCCUCAGACUUGGAUGACAUCAUUGACUUGCUCUCUCCAUUGGGACCCGAGACAGACUCCGUUUUGGACACGUGGAUCAAGCAAGAGCCAUUGGAUCUAAACUACUCCACCAACUUCGCUAACUUUCAGCUUCCGGUCUCGACCCCCAGUGCGUUCGGACUCGGCUGCGCGUUGGACUCUCUUGUAGUAAAGAGUAAAGCGCGAUCCAGGAAGGGCGCGGCCCGCGAGAAGCCCUUCAUCUGCCCGAUGGAGAACUGCGACCGCCGCUUCUCCCGUUCCGACGAGCUCAACCGUCACGUGCGCAUCCACACCGGCCACAAGCCCUUCCAGUGCCGCGUCUGCCUGCGCUGCUUCAGCCGCAGCGACCACCUCACCACGCACAUGCGCACGCACACAGGAGAGAAGCCGUUCUCCUGCGACGUGUGCGGCCGUCGCUUCGCGCGCAGCGACGAGAGGAAGCGGCACGGGCGCGUGCAUCUCAAACAGCGCGAGAGGAUGCAGCAAAAGUCGGAGCUACUGGCUGCAUGCGCGUUCUCGCUUCCAGGACUUGUGUGAGCUCCAGGGCCAUUGAUAGUGUUCCCGUUUUUUUUCCCCCACUCUGGGAAGUUUAUGGCUCAAGGAGAGGCGCAGUUGAUGUGCGCGAGCAGCUCAGUGCUCGAGACACUGGAAGAGACACAGUCUUGAAUGGGACUGGCGCGAGCACCACACUUGUGUCGAUGUGUGACGCGCGAAAAGACUCUAAACGAAUGAGAUCGAUUGCCUGGAAAAGCCAGACAUUUGGACAUUACCUCAAGCAGUUAUUUGUCACCAUACUUGCAAGAAGUGACAUUGAUCACGAGGACCUCAGAUGUUGUUGUGACACACUUUGCAUGUCUUGUGAAUUUGUUUGACACUUUCUAUACCACGCUGGCAUGCGCAAUGUGAUCUGCGUCUGUUACCAUGUUGUGUUUUGAUACACCACUUUAUAAAUCACGAGAAGAGCCCUAUAUAUUUGUACAUGAAUGUCAUUUUGUAUUCGUCAAUUUCCUGAAAGAGCGCGCGAGAUCUCUUCUGUAGUGACUGUAUGCCACUUUUGUCUGGUUGGUUCUUGGGAACCUGAAGCUGAAUAUUUACAGACUUCCACAUGGCAGUGGAGUUGCAGUAGCACACUUGAUGUGCAGUUACACCUCGGUCGUGUGGAUAUUAUUGUCUAUUUGCCUUUGAAAACUGUUCUUGUGCAAUGAGAUGCUGUUAAAUGCCUUGUGGAUAUUCUGAGGCUGUUGAAUGUUUCAAAUAAAACUUUAUU
Molecule: messenger RNA, 2656 nt
Organism: Xyrauchen texanus (razorback sucker)
Lineage: Eukaryota; Metazoa; Chordata; Actinopteri; Cypriniformes; Catostomidae
Product: early growth response protein 1-B-like
Exons: 2
Coding region: 838-1926 (362 amino acids)
Biological process (GO): regulation of transcription by RNA polymerase II
Molecular function (GO): RNA polymerase II cis-regulatory region sequence-specific DNA binding; DNA-binding transcription factor activity, RNA polymerase II-specific
Source: RefSeq, a predicted model, not a curated record